Peronospora farinosa is the source of this 1092-nucleotide messenger RNA. NCBI's taxonomy places the organism in Eukaryota, Oomycota, Peronosporomycetes, Peronosporales, Peronosporaceae. The record is from the annotation of a GenBank genome assembly.
AUGGAGCUAUUAUUCCUGACUUUAAACGCUCGUCGCAUCGAAGAUCAACAAGCCAUUGAACGAAUUAUGGCGUCUCGAGACAAGGGGUGGCUGAUGGGUCUUGGUUUUAAGGGACCUCGCACCCCUCACUUGUCACGCAGCACCAAAUAUGACGAAAACGACGCAAAGCAAGUAGACCCGAAUAGUGAGAUGGCAGCGCUUGAGGAGAAGAUGGUGGGUAUGGCCAUUAAUACUCGAAUGGAGAAUGAGCGGCCAACUUCGCUCACUAUGCGGCUUAUUCGAGCGAAUGUUGCUUUAUCCAAGAAUACCAAGCGUCGAGCUCGAGCUCGAUCAUCAGAAGCGGAAGAUACCAAGAUUGAUGCAAUGCUGCGCAAGAAAGUGUUGCGGAUCGACUGGCUGGAUAUCGGCAAGAUUGAAAAUCUCGACGCGUUCACACACGUGGAAGAACUGUAUCUUCAGUAUAAUUUGAUUGAGACGAUUGAAGGUUUAGACGACCAUGCACAGCUCACGUUCCUUGCACUCGCUGGCAACCGAAUCCGUGAAGUCAAGAACCUCAAGAACUUAAGUAAUCUCAAGUUUUUGGAUUUGUCGAUGAAUUACAUCGACAAGUUUGACGUAAGCGAGUUCCCGCAAUCUCUUUGCGUGUUGCGUGUCGCCGGAAAUCCCUUUGUCGAGACUACACCAGCCUACGCACAUUUCGCAUUCGAGAAAUUGCCGAAUCUCGUAGAGGUUGAUCAGUUUCGACGACCCUCUUCAAUAUUUGCACCAAAAACCACGCCUCUGUCUGCACAGUUGUCAAAAACUGUAAGUGAGACUUCAGCUUUAGAUAUUCGAGCAGCGGUAUUGCCGAUACCUCGUUCGUCAAUGGACCAAUACCGCGCAUUGCAGGUCGAAGUGGAGCUACCUCACUCUGAACAGGAUCUCCUAGAAAAACAAGAAGCAGAGCAUACGGCGGUCUUUAAUCGUAUCGAUUGCGAAAAAAAGCGUAACAAACGGGUGCCGAAGUGGAAGGUGCAGCUGACAGCAAUAGCGUCUACGAACACAAGAACAAUUAGCAGAGCGUGGGGAAUGGAUCCAGACUGGGACGAAUAA